AUUUAUGGAGCCAACCUAUUAGAAAUACAGGCAAAAAUGAAACUAAGUGAGCAACAACUGGCAUCUCUCUCAAGUCCAAAGGCUGUGAACCAAUAUCUUGAGCAUCAGAAGGAAAAUAUAACAAAUUUGAUAAAACAGAAUCUGGCAGUGGGUGAUAUAUAUAGGCGUGAAAAUCUGCAGUUUGCUACCGAGGAUCUCGUCAAAGAGGUUGAGAAUUCCAUUGCUGAAUUCAAACGUCAAAAUCAAGAAUAUGAUGAGGAACGGGUGAAGGAUCAGGUUUGCAUCAUACUUCCUUGUUUAUUUACUGUUGUUUAUUGUUUUGGCUGCUUCAUCGGUUCAUGUAUAUAUGUAGAACUACAGAUAUCUUGA
Messenger RNA from Vigna umbellata (rice bean), 369 nucleotides. The record is from RefSeq and is a predicted model, not a curated record. NCBI's taxonomy places the organism in Eukaryota, Viridiplantae, Streptophyta, Magnoliopsida, Fabales, Fabaceae.